Molecule: messenger RNA, 2034 nt
Organism: Leishmania major strain Friedlin
Lineage: Eukaryota; Euglenozoa; Kinetoplastea; Trypanosomatida; Trypanosomatidae
Exons: 1
Coding region: 1-2034 (677 amino acids)
Source: RefSeq, a predicted model, not a curated record
AUGGCGCACAUGGGCUUCGACGGCGCCGAUGUGCCUUUUUGUGAUCUUCGUGCAGCUGCGCCGCGGCCAGCCGAGAGCGCAUUUGCGGCGCCCAACAACCACGCGUGGAGUGCACCGUCGCCGUCCUCGCCGUACGACGCCAACGAGUCGGGCGAAGGCUGGCGGUACGUGCGUCGUAUCGCCAACCUUGCCUACAAUACCGUCAGUGGGGUGCUAGGCGUGCUGCAUGCGAGGCCACCCGGGGAGGCCAAUGCGUCCACGGACAACAACGCCUCUGCGAAGGCAUUCCCCCACCCGACAGUCCAUCCUAACACACCCCACAUCUCUGCCGCGACUCCGGCGCAAAGCUACUCUGGUGCCCCGCGGCCGUCUGAAGAGACACGCGUAGCUGACACCAUCGAACUCCGCCGGCCGCGACGCAGCACAGCUCAGUAUCAUGUGCCGCCGCCGCAGCCCCCGGUCUCGGAGCCGGCACUGCAGGCCCGCGGCGCGCCGCUCACUUACCCCUCGGCGCGAGAGGCUCCACAGUGCCAAAUCACGGUGAAUCAGUACUUCGCGGCACCCGAGCGCAGCAUCUAUCCUAUGGUGUUUGCACAUGCAGAUGAGGCCGCCACGUACCGUGGCGCCCCCGCUUACCCGUCUCGUGCGAGUCUUCUUACUGCCCCGUCCAGCCUGCAGGUCCAUGCCAAGCGUCCGCGCCUUGCGUCUCCUCCGGCAGCUACCGCGGAGUCACGGAUGCGCAAGGCGCCAAAAACAGCCACUGACAACGACGCGUGCGAUGCGUCGCUGAGCAACGCUCCGUCGGCCAUCCCGCUGGGCUCGCAAGAGAAUUCCUUGACGGUGCCUAUCGGAUCGCUUGCGACGGUAAGACUGUUUGGCAAGGCGAAGGCAUUCAGCAAUGAUGACGCCUCUGUUGCUGCAAAGCCCGCUGCCCCGCUGGCCGAUGUGCCUACCGCGAAGGCGCCUCCCUUUGGAGGCACAGCGACACCUACAGCUGCCGCUGCAGCCCCCAACUUGUUUGUUUUCGGCUCAAAGUCCGCAGAGAUGAUUCCUGCGCGUUCUGUCCCUGCGGCACCCGCCUUUGGUGCGCCGAAGACGAACUCGUUUGUGAAGGCGGGCCCACCGGCGGUUAUUCCGGAUGACGGCACGUUUGCGCCCAACGCGGAUAGCGACGACGAUGACAAGGGCAACGACAAGGGCACGAAACCCUCCAAGGAGAGUUCGGCACCGGCAAGGGCGCCGUUUAGUUUUAACCCCGUUGGCGUGAAGCCCGCCUUCGGCGCGACGCCACCGUUGUCAACAGGAGCACCCGCAAAUCCCUUCUCCUUCUCAGCUAAGCCUGCCGAGAAGGCGGACGCCCCUGCGGCACCCGCCUUUGGUGCCCCGAAGACGAACUCGUUUGUGAAGGCGGGCCCACCCGCGGUUAUUCCGGAUGACGGCACGUUUGCGCCCAACGCGGAUAGCGACGACGAUGACAAGGGCAACGACAAGGGCACGAAACCCCCCAAGGAGAGUUCGGCACCGGCAAGGGCGCCGUUUAGUUUUAACCCCGUUGGCGUGAAGCCCGCCUUCGGCGCGACGCCACCGUUGUCAACAGGAGCACCCGCAAAUCCCUUCUCCUUCUCAGCUAAGCCUGCCGAGAAGGCGGACGCCCCUGCGGCACCCGCCUUUGGUGCCCCGAAGACGAACUCGUUUGUGAAGGCGGGCCCACCCGCGGUUAUUCCGGAUGACGGCACGUUUGCGCCCAACGCGGAUAGCGACGACGAUGACAAGGGCAACGACAAGAAGGCCAAGACUGAAAGUGCCACCCCAGUUGGGAGCAGCGGUGCCUUCUCAUUCAACCUGAACUCGAAUUGCGCGAAGCCAACUUUUGGAUCCGGGCUUGCAUUUGGAGGAUCGUCAUCGCUCGGGGCAAGCACGGGUGUCUCCGGGACCGCGGCUAAUCCCUUCUCGUUCCCCAACCACCCCAAGCCGAUAGGGUCGUUUGGCACUUCAUGCAGCCCCAGCUUCUCCUUUUCCACUUCAAAAAAGUAA